Messenger RNA from Galdieria sulphuraria, 1106 nucleotides. RefSeq lists its product as uncharacterized. The coding region runs from base 26 to 1084 and encodes 352 amino acids. The record is from RefSeq and is a predicted model, not a curated record. The transcript has 5 exons. Lineage: Eukaryota; Rhodophyta; Bangiophyceae; Galdieriales; Galdieriaceae.
UUGCGGAUUGAUUUCUUUUUGACGGAUGACGGAGGAAGAUAGUGACUCAAGUUGUAACAACCAAGUUCAAGAAGAACUUGAAAAAAGGUUCCUUGAGUUGAAAGAUGAACUGUUGAAAGUAAUAAAGCAGCUGAGAAAGAAACCAAAAAAUGAAAAACUGUGUCGACGCAAGGAAGAACUUACCGAAAGUAUGCGUGCCAUUACAGAAAUGAUGAUACAAGAUGACAAAGAUGGGGAGGAAACCAAGAGAGUCUUCGAGGAAGGCGAAACGGAACCCAAAGAAGUAUCUGCGCGCUCUUCUUUGGAAACAACACAUUCUGUAGAUAGUAGUUUAAAAGCAAGUUCGAAAUCGAGUUUUACAGAAUUGCCUUGUAAAACAGAAAGUAGUUUUGUAACUCCAUUGACUGAUACGAAGCUGCAGAGUUUGAGAGCAAAAAGUAUUGAAAUAUCCAAAGAAAUUGAACAAAUCGAUCAACUGGAGAAUCCUAGCGACAGUGACCUUAUGAAACGAAAGAGUUUGGAACUGGAACUUGAACGCAUUGCAGAAGAAUUGUUACAGCUUGAAAUGGAUGAAGAGGAGGAUAUGGAAGAAAGACAAGAGUCAGCAACCAAUUCAAGUUGCAGUCCUUAUUGUGUAAAUACAAAAUCAAUAGAACCAGAAUUGCCAGGAAAGAGUAGUAGUGGUUUGGAUAGACGAGUUGAUACUGAUUCCAUCUCUCGAAAUGAAAGCAAUUCUAUUUUGAAAAAAGCUGAAACAGGUGUACAUAAAUGGAUACAAUCCGUAGUUUCAAAGAAUUCAGAUAAUGCGAAUUCUUCUUUAUAUGAUUCCAAACAUGGCAGUACAGAUUCUGAUGAAGAAUUGUGGAAUGAUUCAGAGAUAAAAAACAGAUAUCAGAAAGGUUCUCACCGUAGUCAGUCAGAAAUAAGAAGUGCUGUUGAAGAAGCUAGGAACCGAUUGGCAAGAAGAGGAGAAAAACUUGGACAACUUGGCAAAAAUGCAGAAGAAAUGCAAAACCAAGCAAAAGCAUUCAUGGAAGCAGCAUCGGAACUUAAUCGUCGAGAACAGCGAAGGACUUGGUUUUGAACAGAAAACUAUUUGAAAGUUA